GACAGACAUGAAAGUUACGGGACUAUUGAAGUUGGAUGAUAACUACUAUACCAAAUGUGCUUACUACGUAUCAGAUGGAGAGUACAGAGUUACAAAGUUCACGGUAAGCGAAGCAAAAUAAGCAAGUAAGCAUCAUAGCUCAUUAACCACCGCGAAAGAGAAAGAGAAAGAGAGAGGAACCAGACUGACACCGUCAUCCGAGCUCCUCACCUGGUUCUCUGCAUGAACCGCGCGUCUAUAACACCCCCCAAUUAUGGACAAGCAAGCAAGCACAACUCAGCCCAAGUUUCAUCAACCACACAGCCCAGCCACGGAAAACCCGGCACAACACCUCCCCAAGACAGCGGAGAAUCAGUCAACAACCAUCCCAACAUGGAAUCCGGCGAAUCCCAUGACAAACAAGUCGGCCGUGCCAAGAGUACUAGCCGGCAGGGCUGAGCGGGUUGACGUGGACCAUCUCGUGGCUGUGAGUGGCUGACUCUUGCACUUUCAACCAACCUCCCCGCUUUCUCAGCAUGAAAAAAGACGGAUUCUUUCGAGGAUUUUCUGUUUUGGUGUCUCUCGCGGCCCCCACCCGUAUCAUUACACCACUGAUACGCGCUUACACCCUGACCCACACGGAAUGAAUCGCCUGGCCGGGCUGGGUCGUGGACCCCUGAUCCAGAGACUUGUAAUGGGAUGGGAUGGAUCGAUCAUCUUUAAAACAUAAAUAGCGGGUUGUCCUUCUCUUUUUUUUUGUUCGCUCAUCUCCAUU
This is a messenger RNA of Aspergillus welwitschiae, 754 nucleotides long. RefSeq lists its product as uncharacterized. The transcript has a single exon. Bases 254 to 478 code for a protein of 74 amino acids. Lineage: Eukaryota; Fungi; Ascomycota; Eurotiomycetes; Eurotiales; Aspergillaceae. The record is from RefSeq and is a predicted model, not a curated record.